AUGUUAUUAGAAAUAGAGAAAUGUGGACUUUCUAACCUGCACAACUACUACGAUUGCAAACAGAAAAGCUGCAAAGAUUUCUCAGAAGAAGAGGAGGCCAGGCAGAAGAAGCUGAAGAAGAGACGAUUUCACCACAGCUGGGUCGAAGAAAGAGAACUAGCCUAUGAUAAGACCACAGGCAUCUGGUGGCUUCUGUUCUCGGAAAACCAAGGCAUGUUUUGUUUUCUUUGCUGUAAACAUAAAACUUUGAACACCCAGAACAAUGCUGCAGUAUUCAGCACUACACCCAGCAAAAGAUACAGGAAAGAGGCCAUCAGAGAACAUUCUUCAGCCAAAAUGCAUCAAGCUGCUGUGGAAGCUGAAAUGAAUCAAAGGGUGUCAAUGUUUCAUCAACAGUAUGAAGAAAAGGAAGCAGUUCGCAACGAUGUAUUGUACAAUGCUUUUGCAGCCUUGUAUUGGUUAGCAAGGGAGGCAGUUGCUAAUGUUAAGUUCUUUUCUUUGCUAAACCUGUUUCGUGCUGUUGGGCUAGACAAAAUGCAGCAUUUUAAUCACAAAUCUCCCGCUGCAGUGAGAGAAAUGUUCCUGACAAGUGGAAAUGUGGUCAAGAACAUGAUUAUAAACGAAAUAAAGAAAGCAGGGUCUUAUGGCCUUCUAAUUGAUGAAGUAACAGACGUCUCUGUUACUGAGCAAUUAAUCACGUUCGUGCAGUUUUGGAACAGCACUUCUGGUGGCACAGAGAUUAAGUUUCUUAGUGCAAAUGAUCUCCUUGUUGAAUCUGAGUCUGCAAAUGCAGAAACCAUAACGAGGACUCUUGUAACAGAGUUAAACCAUUGUGACUUGUCAGUUGGAAAGCUCAAUGGCCUUUGCACGGAUGGAGCAUCCGUGAUGACUGGAAAAACCAGUGGGGUGGCCACCAGGCUGAAAGAGUUGAACAAACACCUCGUCAGUGUUCACUGCAUCUGCCAUAAACUGUCCCUUGCUUGCUGUGACACUAAUGAUGAUAUCGCAUACAUGCAAGAAGUUGAGAUGGCUUUUUCAGAUCUGGAAAUUUUUUGAAAAUUCCCAAAACGACUUUGCAGCAUAUCUGAAGACCCAACUUAACGUGAAAAAGCUGCAAGAGCCUUCAAAAGAGGCUAAAGAUAAGUGCGUCCGUAGACUUGCUAAGGCUACUCGCACGAGGUGGCUCUCUCUUGGCAAGGCUGUAGAGGGUGUACAUAUGGAUUACGUACCACUCAUGCUUACACUAAAGCAACUUGACCAGAAAGAUGCUCAGGCGUCAGGUCUUCUCGGAAAGAUGCACAAAGUGAAAUUCAUUGGGGUGGUAACAGUCAUGCAUCACGUUCUUCCUGUUCUCAACAGACUCAGCUGUGCUUUCCAACAAGGAAAGGUUUCCUUCUCCCAUAUAAAGCCAGCAAUUCAGAAGUGCACCGAUGACCUUGACAAAAUUGCCCAGAUGGGAGUUCCAGUCACUGAGUUCCUUAGAGAUCUUUCACCUGGAGGCAGAUUGGAACAAGCUGAUCUUACUGCGUCUGAUAGAGAUAAGCUGUUUCUCACCAAUUUCCUGGUGAAAUAUGUCAAUUCACUGAAAGAAAGCUUAAGUAGCAGAUUUCCUGCCCUUCCCCUCCUGCCUGCUUUUAAUAUUUUUGACCCUGCACAAGUUCCAGAAAGGGCCAGCCAGGAUUCAGGGAUUAUGGCAGUGCAGCGGUGA
Messenger RNA from Porites lobata, 1708 nucleotides. The record is from the annotation of a GenBank genome assembly. Lineage: Eukaryota; Metazoa; Cnidaria; Anthozoa; Scleractinia; Poritidae.